CGCCGUCGACGCCGUGGGUUUAUCGGUUUGACCCACGUUUAACGCGCCCGAAUGCGUUUAUUUCCUCCACUGUCGGUUUGUUGGACGACCACCGAGACCUAAGAUGGCGGACGAGAGCAUGCGCAGCAUCGCCGACCUGCGCGACGGCGCAGCCCUCUGCUUUGCGAUUGCCGAGGCCGUCGCCGUUGAGGACGAUGACGUGGCCACGUGGCAGAACACGAUCAAGUUCCUCGAGGGCUCGCUGGCCAUUGCCAAGCAGCACCACGCCGAGUUUGUCAAGACCGCGGCCAUGAGCGGGUCGGCGGGCGACAACCUCGUCUUCACGCUGCCCAAGGCGACCUGCAUCUCGCCAAAAGGCAAGCUCGACAUUGACUUUGGCGACUUCAACGUGACGAUCACGGGCAAGGACUUUGUCGUCACGACGCCGUACACGAACGUCGACGCGCUGCUCAAGCUGCCGCGCCACAACGCCGUGUCCAAGACCAAGGUCGCGUCGUACGAGUUUGUGCUGCGGCUGGAAAAGCCAGUGAGCUACCGCAAGUCGACGCUCAAGUACAUUGCCUUUGACGUGAGCGCGACGAGCGCAGUGAUUGCAAACGAAAACAUCAUCCUCCAUGACGCUGCUUUGGAGAAUGAUACGACCAUAACACAAGCCAAGCUCCAUGCGGGCGUCCAGAUGCAGCUGCAGAAGCUCAUGAGCCACAUCCGCGUCAUCGCAGAGCCCACGACGGGCAACCAGCGCUACGUGAGCACGCACGGCGAAUCGUUUGUCAAGUGCUAUCGCAAGACCACGAGUGGCCACCUCUUCUUUCUUCCUGAAGGGCUCUGCUUUUUGAACCCACCGCUCUUCUUGAGCCGAAGCGAAGUCGACGCGAUCGAGACGGGCCGCAAGACGUCGCUGCACCUGCGGUCGUUCGACUUGGUCGUCGACGUCGUUGGUGAACCCUCGGUCGAGUUCUCGAUGGUCGAGAAGGAAGAGAUGCCAAGCAUUACCGAGUUUGUCAACAUGUUCAAGGUGCUCAAGGACGACGAUGCGCGCGACAAUCCGGACGAAAGCACGGGCGACACGCAAAUGACGGUUGAAGAAGACUCGGAAGAAGACGACUCGGACUUUGUCAUGGGCGCCGACUCGGACGACACGGACGACGACUACGACGACCUCUCGGGCUCGGCCUAUAGUGAUGAUAGCGGUAGCGAUACCGAUAUGGAUGUUGGCAUCGUCGACAGCCUCGCGGCAGCAGGCCAAACCAUCGACGACGACGAGGAAGGUCCGCUCGGGCCGUUUCCCGACCAACACGGCAUGGACGACAUAUAAUUUGUGUACAAAUUCAACUGAAUAAAUAUCAUGACUGCACCGACCAGUGAGUGGGCCAACGGCUCGACACAAGUUGCGUGAGG
Messenger RNA from Saprolegnia diclina VS20, 1398 nucleotides. RefSeq lists its product as hypothetical. The record is from RefSeq and is a predicted model, not a curated record. The coding region runs from base 104 to 1315 and encodes 403 amino acids. Lineage: Eukaryota; Oomycota; Saprolegniomycetes; Saprolegniales; Saprolegniaceae. The transcript is spliced from 3 exons. Gene Ontology annotation, molecular function: nucleosome binding; histone binding; DNA binding. Gene Ontology annotation, cellular component: FACT complex; nucleus.